UGGAACCGCAUCUUAUCUAAAAGACCGUCCUUCACGGGUGGGAAUAAAAAGAGCACAGAGGCGCCGCCGACGGACGCACAACAUGCUGCCUGCCGUCGUUAAGCUCUGCUGUGGAAUCUCCUACCCGCACCUCAGGAGUCCGGCAGGACUUCAACGCACCGCCAUGGCGGUCAUAGGCCAGGAGUUCUCUCACCUGCAACAGGGGGGGCAGGUCACAUGGCGUAUGAGGACGCUGGCCGCUUUAAGCUACGACGGUACAAACAAAGAAGCAAAAUCAAGUUAGCCGUCGUUAUUAAAAAUAAUCGUUCAAUCAUCCUCAGGACCCCAACGAGUCGACGGCGACGCCGUAGCAGCAAGAGGUGAGCAGCAGGUCUUCGUGCGGAAAGGCCGUGAGGCGAUGACGAAGGCUCUCGAUGUGCUGGAGCAGGAAGAUGGCUGGAAAAUGGAGAUUUCAGAGAGCAAUGGAGAUGUGAUCUACAGCAAAGUGGUCCAAGGGUCCAGGAAGGUGUUCCGGCUUGAGGCGGUCCUGGAUGCCAACCUGGAUGAACUCUACGACAUCCUGUUUGCCAGAGUCGAGGAGAUGCACCAAUGGAACCCCAGCAUUCAACACGUCAAAGUUCUCAAGCGAGUCGGGCUGGAAACGAUGGUCACGCAUGAGGUGUCGACGCAGGCGGUGGGGAAUCUGAUUGGUCAGAGGGACUUCCUGAGCGUGAGGCACAGCUGCAAACGACAAUCCCGGAUUUAUCUGGGAGGGGGGGCCAUUCAGCUGGAUGCAUUCCCACCGCUGGCAGGCUUUGUCAGAGCAGAGGACGGGCCCACAUGCAUCAUCAUUGAGGCGAUGGGCGAUGGUUCCUCCCAAAGGAGUCGCCUCACAUGGCUCCUCAACAUGGAUGUCAAGGGCUGGCUUCCCAAGUCUAUUGUCAAUCAGGCUUUGCCAAGAGCUCAGCUGGAUUUCACCAAGCACCUUCGGAGGCGCCUCACAGCAGGCGCCGCUCUGGGCUGA
Molecule: messenger RNA, 1003 nt
Organism: Doryrhamphus excisus (bluestripe pipefish)
Lineage: Eukaryota; Metazoa; Chordata; Actinopteri; Syngnathiformes; Syngnathidae
Gene: star2
Product: steroidogenic acute regulatory protein 2
Biological process (GO): steroid biosynthetic process; intracellular cholesterol transport; regulation of steroid biosynthetic process
Cellular component (GO): mitochondrion
Molecular function (GO): cholesterol transfer activity; cholesterol binding
Source: RefSeq, a predicted model, not a curated record